GGAUCCACGUGGUACGUUCGGUCCGGUACGGACUUCGCUGGAGCUCUGUGGCUCUGCUAUGCCAAGUUUGCCCCGCUGCGGUGGCAUCAGCUGUUGGCAGGUGAACAGUGAGAUGGGACGGACGUCAAAGGACAAGAGGGAUGUCUACUACCGUCUGGCCAAGGAGAAUGGCUGGCGGGCCCGCAGUGCCUUCAAGCUGCUACAACUCGAUGAGGAAUUCCACCUCUUCCAAGGUGUGACACGGGCAGUCGACUUGUGUGCAGCCCCAGGCAGCUGGAGCCAGGUGCUGAGUCAGAAGAUUCGGGGCCAGGGGUCCGGCCAUGUGGUAGCUGUGGAUUUGCAAGCUAUGGCUCCCCUACCAGGUGUGAUACAGAUCCAAGGAGACAUCACCCAGCUUUCCACCGCCAAGGAAAUCAUCCAGCACUUUGAGGGUUGCCAUGCAGACCUGGUGGUGUGUGACGGGGCUCCUGAUGUCACCGGUCUCCAUGAUGUUGACGAGUACAUGCAGGCCCAGCUCCUCCUAGCCGCUCUGAACAUUGCUACCCACGUCUUGAAGCCAGGGGGCUGCUUUGUUGCCAAGAUAUUCCGAGGCCGGGACGUGACACUGCUCUACAGCCAGCUGCGAGUCUUCUUCUCCAGUGUGCUUUGCGCGAAACCCAGGAGCAGCCGGAAUUCCAGCAUCGAGGCCUUCGCUGUCUGUCGGGGUUAUGACCCUCCAGAGGGCUUCGCGCCAGACCUGACCAAGCCUCUGCUGGACCACUCGUACGACUCAGAUUUCAACCAACUGGAUGGUCCCACCCGCAUUGUUGUGCCUUUCGUGACCUGUGGAGACCUGAGCGCCUAUGAUUCAGACUGCAGUUACCCACUGGACUUACAGGAUGGCUCCAAGUACAAGUAUACUCCACCCACACAGCCCCCCAUCUCACCUCCAUACCAGGAGGCCUGCACAUUGAAGAAGAAGGGGCGGCUGGCCAGGGAGAUCCGCCCCCAGGACUGCACCUUCAGCAGAGUGGAUGCAUUGUCCCAGCCCCUGGUCACCCCUCAGCUCCGCACCUUGCUGUCCCCUGAGAUAGAGGACAACAAAAUGAACUGUACACCUUAACAUAUUAAGUAGAAUUUGAUAUAGAUGUGAAGUUGCCCGUCCCACUGCCACCAAAUGACAUGGAGAGAAAGAAGUGAUGCCCUCAUGACCUAGAGACCUGAAAGAAGUAAAGCCUGUAUCCAGUGAAGAAAAAUCCACCUCGAAAGGAUGGAAACCCGCUGAUGGCAGAGAACGAAGUGCCUAAACCAAGGCUUCUCCUUCCUUAGGAAUCUAUGGUUCUCAAAAAACCUCCAAUAGGCCUUCAAAGAAGUCAAGUGAAAAUCGUCUCUUCCACAAGAAGAUUCCCUUGAGGACAUCAUCUGGAUUCCAGAAUGUGAUGGACCAAUAAAAUGGCUUCUGCUGCCUCCUCCACUGUUUAAUCCUUCUUGGCCACAUCCGUCAUAGACAUCCCAUUUUAUAGCAUCUGAAAAACCCUCAUAUGCCUCAGCUACUUGAUAACAUUUUCUCUCUGCUUCUUUAUCCUAGGGCUUUUAUCUGGAUGCCACCUUAGUACAAGUUCCCUGCAUGCCCUUUGAAUCUACUUGUGUGAGGCAGGUCCCUUCAUGCCUAGAACAUCGCAGCAAUCUCCAGUGUCUGUGGUGGUUGUUGGAACAAGUCAGCCACGCUGACGGAGGGAAGUGGGUGACUGGCUUCCUCUUACCACUCCAACUAGGCCACACUGGUGACAGCUGCUCAACUCUCCUCUCAUGUGUGUUCUUUAGAUACCCUUUUGAGCCUGCUAUAACAUACUACUAGUUCCCUCUUUGGUAAAUAGUUGACUUAAAAGCAUUUGGGGUUUUAUUUAUUUCUGGUGCUGGAGAUUAAAACCAGGGCCUGGUGAAUGCUAAGCAUGCAAUCUACCAACUGAGCCAUACCACCAAUUGAAUAA
Molecule: messenger RNA, 1970 nt
Organism: Fukomys damarensis (Damara mole-rat)
Lineage: Eukaryota; Metazoa; Chordata; Mammalia; Rodentia; Bathyergidae
Gene: Ftsj1
Product: FtsJ RNA 2'-O-methyltransferase 1
Exons: 13
Coding region: 59-1102 (347 amino acids)
Biological process (GO): tRNA methylation; cytoplasmic translation
Cellular component (GO): cytoplasm
Molecular function (GO): tRNA methyltransferase activity
Source: RefSeq, a predicted model, not a curated record